CUGUAUGGGGGAGGUUAUCCGCGACGCAUCGCUUGCGGUACGGUUGUGGAAAACAAAAGGUCAUAUUGAUACACGCCUUUUUUUAUAGGAUUAUGGUUCCCAUAUGGCCAUAUUUCCAUGUUACAGCUCUUGUUUACAGGAAAACAGACGGGAGACCGAGUGGACUACUUGUGCUAAUUAGCUAGCUGCGUUUCCAAACACCUAAGUUACUGUAUGUGUAAACGGAAGACAUAUGCCACAAACGUUGUCUUGUCAAUGAAAAAUACUGUCGGCUGCUGUGUUAAACGCGGUUAAAACAGUGUACAGUGUGAGAGCUGCCAGUGCUGGGACAGUCCGUCCGUGUGUGUGUCAGUUGACUGGCACAGUGCGGAAUGCAAGAUGCUGCUCUCCCUUGGGAUGCUGAUGCUGUCUGCCACACAGAUCUACACCAUCUUCACCGUGCAGCUCUUCGCCUUCCUCAACCUGCUGCCCGUUGAGGCCGACAUCUCUGCCUACACAUUUGACAACAAGACAGGUAAUUUUGAUGACCUGCCUGCACGCUUUGGGUACCGGCUGCCCAGCGAUGGACUCAAGGGCUUUCUGAUUGGUGCACGGCCCGAAAAUGCCUGCGAGCCCAUCGACCCGCCCCCUAUCCGGGACAACCUCACUGGAGCCUUCAUCGUGCUCAUCAAGCGCUUCGACUGUAACUUUGACAUCAAGGUGCUUAAUGCCCAGAAGGCCGGGUACAAGUCGGCCAUUGUUCACAACGUGGACUCUGAUGACUUAAUCAGCAUGGGAUCCAAUGAUCUGGAUAUUUUGAAGCAAAUCGACAUUCCAUCGGUGUUUGUUAGUGAAGAGACUGCCAACUCCCUGAAAGAAGACUACACAUACGACAAGGGGGGUCAUGUGGUCCUCAUGCCAGACUUCAGCCUGCCUCUGGAAUACUAUCUGAUACCCUUCCUCAUCACUGUGGGAAUCUGCCUCAUCCUCAUCGUUGUUUUCAUGAUCACCAAGUUUGUCCAGGACAGACACAGGGCUCGGAGAAGCCGUUUGCGCAAGGACCAACUGAAGAAACUCCCCAUUCACAAGUACAAGAAAGGCGACGUCUACGAUGUGUGCGCCAUCUGCCUUGACGAGUAUGAGGAUGGAGACAAGCUCCGGGUUCUUCCCUGCUCCCACGCUUACCACAGCAAAUGCGUGGACCCCUGGCUAACCAACACCAAGAAGACAUGUCCCGUGUGCAAGCAGAAGGUGGUCCCCUCCGCAGGCGACUCCGACUCGGAGGACGACAGCGGGACCGAGGAGAACGAAGUGUCUGAGAGCACUCCGCUGCUGCGCUCCCAGGCCUCCGCCAGCGGCCACUCCUUCGGCACCACGUCAGGCGCCUCUCGCUCCGAGCCCGAUCAGGAGUCCUCGGAGUACGAAGACACCAGCGACGACGACAGCGAGGAGGAGGACGUCACCGUGGAGCCUGAGACGGUGGUGGUCCAGCUGCAGGAGCCUCGUCCCGAUGACCAUGACGCGCCUGAUUGGUUGGCCUGAGUUGACGGACAGGUCACCCCGGUUUCCCCCGCCUCUCCCUCUCCACUCACCCUCCAGGCUUGCAGCGGCAGAGACUCACGCUGGAGACUCACCCGAGACUUUGUGUUUAAUUUUGAAGUCCCCGUUUAAUAAAAAUUAGUUUUAUCUCCCUCUUUAAGUUUAGAAUGCAAAUCACCAUAAUAAUCCGUUUGUUGUCUGUUUAACCUGAUUACUGAGCAGUGUCAUCGCGUGUUUUGGGCUAACCGACGACAUAGAUUUCACAGGAACAUUGCAGUAGACUUCACUGCAUUUCACUGUCGUUAAGUCUGUAUGGGGGGUGGUAGAACACCGGAGGCAUCCUCUGACUUUGGUUACACUCAUCACUGUGAGAAAGGGCUCGACACCAACUACGAAGGAAUGCGUUGUGUGUGUGUGUAAAAAAAAAAAAAAAUGUAUAGAUCACCAUCCGUAACAUCUUAAAACAUUAUUUUGGUAGCCUGCAUAUCUGUAUGCCUCUGUAUCAGAAGGUGAGGAGUUCUAAUAUUGUAUAUAUUCCUACUGCUUGUAUAGAAAUAUCAAGCAGUAUUCAGCAGCCUUUUAUACAUUGAUUGAACUGAUCUUUUCCCAUAAGUCUAUAUAGAAACGAGGCCAUGGGAACAGGGUUCUGUCAUAGAGUACGAUUUGGAUGCGACUGAUCUGGUACGUUGAUAAUGCAAAGGCAAAAAUGAAAACAACCUGUUUGUGGUGCUGCAUUCAGCCAAAGGAAGUUGUUUGUUUGCCCAAUGUUAUGCCUUUCCUCUCAGAAGUCAUAUGUAAUACAAGCAGAAUGGGGGUGGGGAGACCGUUCUGUUCAGAUAAUACCCACGUCUACACUGCUACAAGCGGCCUGUUGGCUUAAUCUAGACAUACCAGAGAGAUAAUUUCCCUGAAAUACAAGACAUCAUUGGUCGAUAGGUCUUGCAACAUGUAUUUGGUGUCACAUUUUAAUACUGUAAGUAGGUAGUUCAAGUAUACGGAACUAAAACAUGUAAAGUGUUGGUCCCAUGUUUCAUGAGCUGAAAUAAACAAAUCCCAGAAAUGUUUCAUACACACACACACACAAAAAAAAUCUUGUUCUGUGCACAUUUGUUGACAUACCUGUUAGUGAGCAUUUCUCCUCUGCCAAAAUAACCCACCUGACGGGUGUGGCUUAUCAAGAAGCUAAUUAAACAGAAUGAUAAUUACACAUUUAAGACAAUAGGUCACAACACAAUGCAACAUGUUUUGAGGUAGUGUGCAAUUGGAAUGUCCACCAGAGCUGUUGCAAGAUACUUUAAUGUAAAUUUCCCUACAAAAAGCUGCCUUCAACUUCAUUUUUAGAGAAUUUUGCAGUACGUCUAUCCGGCCUCACAACCACAGACAACGCCGGACCAGGACCUCCACAUCUGACUUCUUCACCUGUGUGUGUGUGUGUGGGGGGGGUGCCAAGGAGUAAAGCCCUUUUGUAGAGGAAAAACUCAUUCCGAUUGGCUGAGCCCGGCCAUGUGAAAUCCAUAGAUUAGGGCCUAAUGAAUUUAUUUCAAUUUACAUACGAACCAAGUCAGUAAAAUCUUUGAAAUUGUUGCAUGUUGCAUUUAUAUUUUUCUUUUUUCCCCUAACAUGAAGUGUUUUAUGUUAAGUCCUUGUUGCCUUUCCUUUUUUUAUGUGACAUGUUUUACCACUGUCUACAUUCAAUCUAAUUUCACUUCAAUAAACAAAAACAUUUGUUACAUCUACAGAAUGGUGAUGCCCUCAAUCCAGUUCAAGAGUUCUAAUUAUGGCACACAGCCUCAGUGAUUGUGUUCAUUGUGAUGAGUCCUGUGCUCACCUGGUUCUAAAUUGGAUCCUUUGUCCUGAUCUUGUCCAAAUUCUGUUUGUACCCACAUUGACAAAUACAGUGUGAGUAGAUCAUUCUGAACACCUUUGAGAGGUUAGUCAAACACUCAUUGUGUCUGGAUAUCUUACAAGUGUAGACAGAUCUGAACAGAGAAAUAAUUUAUUAAAUCCACCCUCUCUAAUCAUUGACAGGUGGCAGAUUAAUGGGUCUUAAAAUAUUGAAAGAAUAGCUGUUAAAAUUUGCAUUAAAGAGCCCAGGAAAUUUAGUCAAGAGUGCAGCCAGUGGACAGAAAACAUUUUUAAUACCAUGUGUAUACAAUCAGAAUGUAGACAAGACCAGGACAAAGUACCUCACGUUUGCACUAGGUAUAAACAGGGCUACGGUUGUACAGAAUUGUAAUGAUCAGGACAGGUAUUGAGAGGAUCAGUAAACCAUUCAAAUCACCAAUGUUACAGCGGAACACUGCAGCCGGGACAAAUGGUGAAACCCUGUCUCUUGGAUCAGACCUGUAGAUAACAGGCUACAUGGUGGCCUAGAUCACUCCCUAUGACAUAACGAGACAAAUUACUUCGAUGUCAGCUUGGGAAAAAAAAAAAAAACCCACAAAAAAACAGGUUGUAUUGUGUCCAAAUUGAUGCAGGUUACAUGAGGGGGAAAAGCCUGUUCCAAUGGUCUGAUACUUGCCAAGUCGUGGACUACACCCUUUGAGAAAGCUGUAUAAGAUGGGAGACGAAGUCGAAUCACAUGUAAUGUCACUGCAACAAUUUGACUCUAUAUUCCUAGUUUGGUUACUUUGAUCAGAAACACAACAUAUUAAGUAAAUAUCAAGUCUACAACAAAAUAAAAUUCCCAGGCGUAAAUGUGCCUCAUGCCUCUAAGGAACACUUCCAUGUUUCCUAACAACUUUCUUUUCGAGGUGGGGUUAACAAAGAGCAUCUCAGUUGAACUAUUGAGCUCCAGGCUAGGAAGGUAAAAAAAAAAAAAAAAACCUGACCAAUUACAUACAGCCUUCUGAAAACUGCUGCUCUCGCUCAAAUUCUUUCCCCAGAGCAAAGGUCCCCCGCCGAAAAGCUACAGUUCAACUGGAAAAAACAAGCACAAAAGCAAUCUGGUUGGAAUUGAUUUAUUUAAUCCGCCUGUAAACGAGGUGAUAAAUUAAUUUAUGGCAUUUUCUUGGUUUAUGCAUAUGAAGUGUUCAAGAGACUAUCCCAAGUGUAAGAGAAGAAGUGUCAGGAAAGAAAGUCAGCAAAUGAAGUUUUUAAUUAGUACACACCACAAGGCCUGGACAUUGGCACUGAUGAAAAAAAAAAAAAAAAAAAAGUGCCAAUGAAAUGACUCCUUCCUGGGCAGCUGUUAAAAAUCCAUCAUACAAUAGAAGUUGGUGUUUCAGGAUACACAGCUUUGGUAUACAAGUUUCCACAAGACAAUCAAAGAGUUUUUAUUCCAACCAAUCCCGUCUCCCAUUUCAAUUGUGUAAUUUCUACUUUAUAUAUAUUUUUUUAAAGUUCUUCUCAAAUUGGACAUUACAUUUAAGUACAGAGCUUGAAAAGAAAGUUUGAUACCAUAUCUUAGUUGAACACGAGUACAAGGCCAUUUAUUCCACAGUCGUUUCUUCACACAGCAUGGGUUUAGAAAUGCAGUAAUUCAUUUCUUUAAUAAAAAAAAAAUCUGAAGUUGUCAAAUUAUGACCGCUCGAUUUCAUCCACCACAAACCCUCCCUCCCUCAACAGAAAGAUGUGGUUUUACAUUAGUGUUGUUUUGCCUUGAGCGGGAAAGAUGAGGCUAGAAGGCAUCCUUCACAAUGAUUUAGAGCAAUUGUAUAUAUACCCAAAGCUGUCACUAAAAUUGGUCCUAUGAAAAUGUCAAACUGGAUGUAUCUACUGUCCAAAAUGGCAGCCUUUAAAAAAUAAAAGAAAUGCAUUACAGGAGCUGGCAAACAGUUAAGUGUCUGAGCCAUUGUAACGAUGGAAUGUUCAUGAUGCGGUUCAUGUAGUCAUGAAGAAGACAUGGAAGAGAUUCUGCUUGCAUCAACCAUGUCGGUUUUGCCUUCUGACUCAACCAAUACCAGAACUGAUAAGCCCGCCAUGACUGCAUUGAAGCACAACCCCCCCCCCCCAAUCCGGUAGAGUAGUGUGGCUCAGAGAGGGAGAUACAAGGGACUUUAGGGUGUAGUGAUUGGUUAAUGGAGUGUUCCUCCUGUGUACUGAUGUAGUGUCACCUAUGGACAAACAGGAAGAGGGGGAAGGAGCUACAGACAUUUGGCAGGAGUUACAGGGAGGGGGCAAAGGGAACAACAGUAUUUCAGUAGCCUCGGAGAUAUGCAUGACGACCCCCCCCCCCCACACAAAAAAACAUGCUCUAGAAAAGGAAGACAAUGAGCUUGGUUACAGCUCAAGUGCUCCAAAGGCAUCGGCUGCUCAUGAGUGAACUUCCGGGGCACCAUCACACGAAAUCUCAGUUCAUCACAUUUUUUUUCUUAUUUUUUUUUAAUUUUUUUUCUACUGAGCAUUGGCCAGAAUGGUGCAAGGUUGUUUUUUUAAAAGUUUUUUUUUUUUUUUAACAAGUAUAGAUUUGUCACAACAUGCUCAUUUUUUUUUUCAUUUUUUUUUUAAACUAUGGUGCAACAGUGCUAGAAUGGGAUUGAGUACACAGUGUGAAUGCAUCAAGAUGACUGGGAAAGAACAAGAGAAAAGGGGAAUCAAACACAAAAAAGGGGGGG
Messenger RNA from Oncorhynchus masou masou (cherry salmon), 6074 nucleotides. Its product is annotated as E3 ubiquitin-protein ligase RNF13-like. The record is from RefSeq and is a predicted model, not a curated record. NCBI's taxonomy places the organism in Eukaryota, Metazoa, Chordata, Actinopteri, Salmoniformes, Salmonidae. The transcript has 10 exons. Gene Ontology annotation, biological process: ubiquitin-dependent protein catabolic process. Bases 379 to 1521 code for a protein of 380 amino acids. Gene Ontology annotation, molecular function: ubiquitin protein ligase activity; zinc ion binding.